This is a messenger RNA of Plutella xylostella (diamondback moth), 847 nucleotides long. NCBI's taxonomy places the organism in Eukaryota, Metazoa, Arthropoda, Insecta, Lepidoptera, Plutellidae. The record is from RefSeq and is a predicted model, not a curated record.
UGGUGAACAUACAUACAUAAAAAAAAACAUACAUACAGACGAAUUGAGAACCUCCUCCUUUUUUCGAAGUCGGUUAAAAACAGAUUAACUCACAGCAAGUAACAUGGUGCAUGACACACAGGAGGCAUCAAUCCUUGAAGAUAAAAUAAUUUUUGUUUCAGGAGAUUCAACUAACUCCACAAGACCAGUGCCUGAGCCAAUGGAGAUAGAAGGAACGGCUAGUUCUACAACGUCGCUUGCUCCUUCAAUACAAUCACAAACUCAGUGUGAUACUUCCUGCUCUACGAGUGCAGUGCCAUCCUGCUCUACUAGUGCAGUAGAUGUUUCCACCAAACCUUUGAUGCGAACACGAACCCUGCGUUCACAAAUGUCGCAGGAUGAAAUAAAAAUGGGUCGAACCAUAAAAAUGUUACAAAAAAAGAUGCGGUAUCUACUGACACAGCAAAAAUCAUACAAGAAGAGAUUGUCAGUAGCCAAGGAAGUCAUAAAAUCGACUUCAUUCGACAGUUUAACAAAAAAAAUGACUAAAACGGCUAAAACAUUUGUAGAAAUGCAAAUGACACAAGCUUCCAAACAGAUGCGUGGAAGGCGGUUUACUCUAGAACAAAAAAUAUUGGCGCUGUCUGUAUACAAGAGCAGCCCAAAGGCAUAUAGAGUGUUAAGCCAAAUCUGUAUUUUGCCAAAGCGCAAGACACUGCAAUGUUUACUACAAAAGAUCACGCUGACUCCGGGCAUAAAUAAAAAGAUGUUUGAUCAUUUAUCAAAAAGAGUCAAGAAAAUGCCUGAUAACCAUAAAUAUUGUGCAUUCAUUUUCGAUGAAAUGGCAAAUCUCCCCACGUGGAUUUAG